This is a messenger RNA of Crotalus tigris (Tiger rattlesnake), 1508 nucleotides long. RefSeq names its product NGG1 interacting factor 3 like 1 (gene NIF3L1). The transcript is spliced from 9 exons. Gene Ontology annotation, cellular component: mitochondrion; cytoplasm. NCBI's taxonomy places the organism in Eukaryota, Metazoa, Chordata, Lepidosauria, Squamata, Viperidae. The record is from RefSeq and is a predicted model, not a curated record. The coding region runs from base 288 to 1424 and encodes 378 amino acids.
UGACGGGAAGGAUGUUCUCGUGUAACUCUGUCUGCCCGCCUGCUUGCCUAAAUGCGCGCGUGCAACACGGGAGUUGGAGGACGUGGUUCACACGUAGUGGUGUUUUUCCAGGAAGGGGAGAAUGAAGCGAUUCAUUUCACGAAUCUGAGGAAAGUUUGGCUGUUUGGAACUCAAGAAAAUUUAAAAAAAAAAAGAUUGAAUAGUUUACAGUACCACUGAAGGCAGAAGAAGUCAGUGCACGAGAUUGAGCCACUCUUAGUCAUGUGAGGAAAAUAGAAAUCAUCUGAAUGCCUCUGUCCUGUUUGAAGCUGAUUGCACGACCUUUUUUGCAAGCACCACCCUUGAUUGUUCAGCCUUUGCGCUUCAUCAUGGAUCUGAAAGACCUUGUUACUUCUUUAAAUGAUUUUGCUUCACUUUCCCUGGCUGAAAGUUGGGAUAAUGUGGGGCUCUUGGUUGAACCAAGUCCUCCUCAUAUUGUCAAUACCCUUUUUCUCACCAAUGAUUUAACUGAAGAUGUGAUGCAGGAAGCCCUAGAGAAGAAAGCAAAUCUCAUUCUUUCUUAUCACCCUCCCAUUUUCCACCCACUGAAACGUAUAACGUGGAAAACAUGGAAGGAGCGUCUGGUAAUUCGAGCCUUGGAAAACAGAGUUGGCAUUUAUUCUCCUCACACAGCAUAUGAUGCUAUACCUAAUGGAGUCAAUGACUGGCUUGCUACAGGACUGGGCGCUUGUACUUCUGUUCCUCUGAAACCGGCUACAGCUUCCACUUACCCUGUAGGUGGGCCUUUCCGGGUUGAAUUCAGUGUAUCCUCUGCUGAAAGUCUGGAAAUGGUUUUAUCCCAAGUCCAUCGGAUGCCAGAGGUGUCACUCAUUGCAACUCAACCUGCCAGAAUUGAAGGAGAAGAACAAACACGUGUCAGCUUGAACUGUUCUCAGCUAGCUUUGUUGCAAGUGGUGGCCUUGCUUUCCCAGAAGAGCCUGCUGUAUCAAACAACUGAAAUCGUAUCACUACAGAAGCCUCUGCUUGCCGAUACCGGAAUGGGACGUUUAUGUACAUUGCAUGAACCGGCCUCUGUUUCUCUCUUGAUUGAACGAUUGAAAAGUCACUUAAAACUGUCUCAUAUUCGUCUAGCUCUUGGAGCAGGGAAAUCUUUGGAGUCCUCAGUGAAGGCAGUUGCUCUUUGUGCUGGUUCAGGAGCAAGUAUUUUACAAGACACAGAAAGUGAUCUCUAUGUUACCGGAGAGAUGUCCCACCACGAGGUACUAAAUGCUGUUUCCAGAGGGAUUUCCGUGAUUUUGUGUGAGCACAGUAACACUGAACGAGGCUUUCUGUUAAAGCUGCAACAAAUGCUAGCUGUGCAUUUUAUGAAUAAGAUCAAUAUCAUCAUUUCUGAAAGAGAUAGAGACCCUCUUCAAGUUGCAUAAAAGAAGCAAAUGUUGAGAAGUAAUUGCAGGGGUCUCCAACCCCCGGUCCAUGGACCAGUACCGGUCUGCAGCAUGCCAGCACGA